This is a messenger RNA of Rotaria sp. Silwood2, 456 nucleotides long. The record is from the annotation of a GenBank genome assembly. Lineage: Eukaryota; Metazoa; Rotifera; Eurotatoria; Philodinida; Philodinidae.
AUGACGAGUCUAUUUGAGAAAAUAAUUAUUUUGCAAAAUCUUGAGCCGAUUGAAAUUCCUCAUAUUGAAUGGAAUCAAAUGGAUAUUAAUCAUUUAUCAAGAAUUCAAUUGAUUGCUAAUUAUCUUCAAUCAAUCUAUCAUAACAAAAUCAACCAAGUAGAUAUCAAUGAACAAACAUUGACAAAAAUUGAUACAGUUACUUGUUCAAAACUCUUACGAAAACAAUUUAUCGGCGAAAAAGAUGAUAAACAAAUCAGUUGGACACAACUAAAAAUUUUAGUGACAAUAUAUCAUUAUUUAUUUACGGGUUUCUCCAAAUCUGGCUAUUUUCUUUCUGAAUUUACAAAAGAUUCAUCACUUUGUAUGGAUAUUCUUCAACAUUUACUCAACUCAUCUGAUCAAUUUACAUCUUUGUCAGUUGAAUCUGUACGGAAAAAAUCAACGUUCAAAAAAUAA